CCGCAGCGGUUGAGGAGCGUUUCCUGCCGCCAUGGCAACCGCGGUGGCGUUAGUGGUGUCCAGGGCUCCCGGCACCCUCCAGCACGGGGCUCAGCGAUUGGACGAGGGGGCCGGGGUUCGCCAAGACGGCGCGCCCCGAUUGGGCCGUUCGCAUUGACUGUUGUAAAGAGGAAAAAAAAAGGGCUGGGGGUGGUGGCGCGGAGGAUCAGUGCCUGGAUCGGAAGCGGACGCGGAGACGCCGGAGCCCGACGGGCGCGGACAGGAUGAGAUGCUAGUUCUGUGGGAUUGAUGGUUUACAAUGCCCAAUCAAGACAAAAAGGUGAAGAGCACAGAAAAAGCAACAGAUAAAAAACCCCGGGGGGUCAUUGCUAGGGAUUACUCUGAUCUUAAAAGACUUCGGUGUCUCUUAAAUGUCCAGUCAAGCAAACAGCAGCUCCCAGCAAUUAACUUUGAAACUGCUCAAACCAGCAUGACAAAGUCUGAGCGACAUAACAGCAAGAUUAAUGGACAGAGAAGCCAAGGUCAUUGGCACGAGUCAACUGAAGCUGUUGAACUUGAAAACUUUAGUGUAAAUUACAAGAAUGAGAGAAAUUUUAGCAAGCAUCCUCAGCAGAGGCUGUUUCAAGAAAUCUUCACAGCUUUGGUUAAGAACAGACUUAUCUGUAGGGAAUGGGUUAAUCGAGCCCCAUCCAUCCAUUUUCUGAGAGUGUUAAUUUGCAUGAGGUUAUUAAUAAGAGAUCCAUGCUAUCAGGAAAUGCUCCAUAAUCUUGGUGGGAUUGAAAAUCUAGCUCAGUAUAUGGAAACAGUAGCAAAUGGGUAUCUUGGAUAUGGAGAAGAGCAGCAUAAUGUAGACAAGUUGGUCAACAUGACAUAUAUUUUUCAAAAGCUGUCUGCUGUUAAAGAUCAAAGAGAAUGGGUUAUAACCAGUGGAGCACAUAAAACUUUAGUAAAUUUGCUAGGAGCCAGAGACAGUAACGUGUUGUUGGGGGCCCUCCUUGCUUUGACUAGCUUAGCAGAAAGUUCAGAAUGUAGGGAGAAGAUAAGUGAGCUCACCAUUGUUGAAAACUUGUUGGUGAUAUUACAUGAAUAUGACUUGCUUUCUAAAAGGUUGACUGCUGAAUUACUACGUCUCCUCUGUGCAGAGUCACAACUCAAAGAGCAAGUGAAAAUGUAUGAAGGAAUUCCCAUCCUGCUCAGUUUGCUACAUUCAGAUCACCUCAAGCUUCUGUGGAGUGUAGUUUGGAUUUUGGUACAGGUUUGUGAAGACCCUGAGAUUUGUGUGGAAAUCAGGAUUUGGGGAGGAAUCAAGCAACUCCUUCAUAUUUUGGAGGGAGAUAGAAAUCUAGUUUCUGACCGUUCUUCUAUUGGAAGUUUAUCUAGUGCAAACGCAGCAGGGAGAAUCCAACAGCUUCAUUUAUCAGAAGAUCUGAGUCCUCAAGAAAUACAAGAAAAUACUUUCUCCCUCCAAGCAGCUUGUUGUGCUGCAAUUACUGAACUAGUACUCAAUGAUACUAAUGCUCACCAAGUAGUACAGGAAAAUGGAGUCUAUACAAUAGCAAAACUAAUUUUACCGAACAAACAAAAGAAAGCAGUAAAAGCUAAUUUAUUACAGUGUUAUGCUUUUAGAGCCUUGAGGUUUCUCUUCAGUAUGGAAAGAAACAGACAUCUUUUUAAAAGACUCUUCCCUACUGAUUUGUUUGAGAUCUUCAUUGAUAUUGGACAUUACGUUCGCGAUAUCAGUGCUUAUGAAGAGCUAGUAUCAAAGCUCAAUUCAUUACUGGAGGAGGAAUUGAAGCAAAUUGCUGAAAGUAUUGAAAGCAUUAAUCAGAACAAAGCACCUACAAAAUACAUAGGCAAUUAUGCAAUUUUAGAUCAUCUUGGCAGUGGAGCUUUUGGAAGUGUUUAUAAGGUUAGAAAACAUAGUGGCCAAAAUCUUCUAGCAAUGAAAGAAGUCAAUUUACAUAACCCAGCAUUUGGAAAGGAUAAAAAAGACAGAGAGAGCAGUGUAAAGAACAUUGUCUCUGAAUUAACCAUCAUUAGAGAACAGCUUUAUCAUCCCAAUGUUGUACGAUAUUACAGAACUUUCCUAGAAAAUGACAGGUUGUACAUAGUAAUGGAGCUCAUAGAGGGGGUACCACUAGGAGAACACUUUCAUUCUUUGAAGGAGAAGCAGCAGCAGUUCACAGAAGAGAGAAUAUGGAAUAUAUUUAUACAACUGUGUUUAGCUCUUCGUUAUUUGCACAAAGAAAAGAGGAUUGUCCAUAGAGAUCUCACUCCAAACAACAUCAUGCUGGGGGACAAAGACAAAGUAACAAUUACUGACUUUGGUCUUGCAAAACAGAAACAAGAAAACAGCAAACUCAUAUCAGUUGUGGGAACUAUUCUGUAUUCCUGCCCUGAAGUUGUAAAGAGUGAACCAUAUGGAGAGAAGGCUGAUGUCUGGGCUGCAGGGUGCAUCCUUUAUCAGAUGGCAACACUGAACCCUCCUUUUUACAGCACCAACAUGCUCUCUUUGGCAACUAAAAUAGUAGGGGCUAUGUAUGAACCAGUGCCUGAAGGAGUCUACUCUGAAAAAGUGUCAGUUACUAUUAAAAGGUGCUUGACCCCUGAUGCAGAGACUCGUCCAGAUAUAGUAGAGGUCAGUUCGGUCAUAUCUGAUGUGAUGAUGAGGUAUUUAGAUGGCUUAUCCACCUCCCAUCUUACCUUGGAGAAGAAGCUAGAGCGUGAGAGGAGACGUACUCAGAGAUACUUCAUGGAAGCUAAUAGAAAUGCAGUAGCUUGUCACCAUCAGCUUGCCAUCUUAUCGCAUGAGCGUUAUGAGAAGUCAAGCUUCAGCAGCAGCAGCAGUGGAACAGCCAGCUUCAAAAGUGAAUUUUCAGAAAGUGCCGACCUUCCAAGUGAAAGCUUUCAUCCAGCCAGUGGAAAAGAGCAGGACAGAACAUGUGAUGAAAUCCUGUUGGAUGAUAACUGCACUUUAGAAAACUCUGAGAAAGAUGUCUUCUCUGAGUUAGAUGAUGAGCUGGAUAUAUUAGAUAAUUUCAGCAGCUCCAGUUCAAGUCCUUUGAAAGACUCCGAAUUUGGUAUAAUUAAAAGAAGCUUCAGUGCAUCUGAAAGGCAACUUCAGAUUAGAGAUUAUAUUGGAGGCCCAGGAUCAAGACCAAGACCAGCUUUUCUGCCUCUUGACCUGCUUCUGAAAGUACCUUCGCUCAUAAUCAGGGCCCACGUUAAGAAAACAGAGGACUCGUUAGUGACAGGGUGGCAGUCUCAUAGCCUUCCAGCUGUGAUUCUUCGCAAUCUGAAAGAUCAUGCAUCUGCAGGAAUUGCUGUGUCACAAAGGAAGGUGCGUCAGAUCAGUGACCCUAUUCAGCAGAUUCUAAUUCAGCUGCACAAAAUUAUCUUCAUCACUCAGCUUCCUCCAGCUUUGCACUGCAAUUUGAAAAGAAGAGUCAUUGAAAGAUUCAAGAAAUCCCUCUUCAGCCAACAGAGCAAUCCUUGCAACUUGAAAUCAGAAAUUAAAAAGCUACUCCAGGGUUCUCCUGAAUUGAUUGAGCCUAGCUUCUUUACAGCUGAUUGCCAUUUGCUACUUCACUCCCCAGGGGGAAAUAUAUUGGCCCCUGAUGAUAGAAAAGGCUUUCCUGGCACUUUUGACAUGACGGAAGGAAUGACAUACGAACAAAUGCAGACAGCGAUUGAAGAGGUUCUGGAAGAAAGUGGCUAUUAUAGUUUCAUUUCUAACAGGUAUCACUACUAUCCAUGGGGAACAAAGAAUUAUCCAUCCAAAAGAUGAGAACUUGCAAUUCUGAACAGAUUUUUUCUUCCCCCCUCUUGUGAAGUCAAACUGCCUGUUGUAUUUCAGCUGAUACUGUCUGAUCACCAAAGGGAUAAGCUUUGCUCAAAAGAUGUUGAUAAGAAAGGAUUCCAGUGCUGAAACAAAUAUGGGACAAUUUCAAGAAACCUCAUGCUGAUGAAUAUCAGUAUGACACUUUUGUAGUAGCUCUGUUUACAUCAUAAUAUUUUUGCACUUUACAGGGAGAGGAUCAGUACAUACUGUUUGGGAAAAUGCUUUAAGGUUUAUGCAUUAGAAAAGAAACCCAACUUCUGAUAUUGCAAACCCUCUAUUUUUUUAUUUUAUUUUUUUAAAGAAUCGUUGAAUACUCAGGAAAGAGAGAGAACUUUGCAGAAACUAUAUUUUAGGCCCCAUAGCCUUGCUUUAUAUCAGUUUAUAUCUUUUAUACUAAGAGAAAGAAAUAAAAAAGCACAAGACAGAAAACAAAAUACUUGUAUGUUCACUAUACCAGAAUUAGAAGCUGAUUACAUGUCAUCAAAAUAAUCUGAAAAUUUAAAAGAAAUUCCAUUACUCAUAUUUUAACCAUUUGCAUAGUAAUAAUUUCUAAUGCUGGUAAAGUAUAUUAAUAGUCAGUAUUUAUAACUUGCAUAGCUUCUGAGAAUAAUUGUCAAUUUUCAAAUUGAAACUUCAAAUACAGUAGUAAAAAGUGUGUGUAUAUGUGUUGUGUAUCUUUCUGUACAUCACAUUUAGACGUGUAUAUAUGUGUAUAUAUAAAAUAUGUAUCAUAUGUACAUGUGUAUACAAUGUUAUAUACACACGAGUUUACUGUUUAACAGAAGAAGAAAAUGAAGCUAAUGCUUUGCUGCUAGUGGGACAUAGUACUUAAUGCACUUUGAGAAUUUCCAUUUUUAUGUACUCUAUAAAUUUAAUAGAGAUGCAGUGUCUCUUAAUUCAGUGCUUCUAAAACUAUUCUUUGUCUCUAGAGUUUAGUAUUCAAUACUGGCAAAAUGUGAGAGUGGUUUUCCAUAUUCCAAAUACUAUAUCCACUCUUUCUAGCAUAACUGCUAAAAAUAAUUUCAGUACAUUUGAUGAUAAUAUCCCUACUAGAAACUGCUGAUGCUUAUUUACAUCAUGCUUAUCAUGCUUAUGUAUGUGAUGGAUACGGAUACAUAAGUAUGUCAUACAAACUGUAUACGCACUACAAAGUGUUUCCACCAUACUCUGUUUGCAACAUGCACGAAUGAGUAAACAUAAUUUCUUAACAAGGCACAGGACAUUAUUUCAUUUGUAAUCUGUGAUUUUGUUGCCCUUGAUCCUGCAUACAAGUUUAUAAAGGGAGAAAAAAUGAAGGACUACAAAGACAAAAAAGGGUGAGUUGAAAUGAGACAUGGGCUUAUUUUUAUGCUGUGGCAAGCCAUCUUUGGAAAGCGCAUGUUACAGCCCAAUUUAACAUAAAACAUUUCCAUCAACAAGUCUGAGCUUAAUGCACAACACCACUGGGCACUGUUUGGCAAUGGUGGAAAGACAGAGUAAUGAUAGUAAAGGUCCACUGAGGAGCUACAGAAUGCAAAUGAUGGAACUACAAGUAAAGGUGGCAUGAGCAUACAGUUUGUCUGAGCAUAGAUGUUGAUGUCCUAAAGAAGGACAGUACAUAUUAUCCUGAGGAAAAUGUUAACAACAGGAAUCCCAGAGCUGCAUAAAUCAACAUUUAAAGGGUAUGAUAAAAAAAUAUUUUAACUUGAUAUUCUCACAAUUAAGAUAUCAAUCUGAAGAGUCUCUUAACCAUAACCCCAAAGGUUGAUUCCUUUCAUCAAUUUUCCCUGCUUUCCUAGUAAAUGCAGUUCUAGUUAAUGCCAAUCUACUUAUUAUGGGUAUGUGUAUGACCUUGAGGAAACAAUGUCCUAUAGCUUUUUCUCUCACCUGCCAAUAAAUGAGUGUCAUGCUUUGCAGUCUCUUAUCAUCGUAUUACCAACACUGCUGGUUACAUUUAAUUGAAUACAGAAUCCAGUUCUGGAAACUUAUUCCGUUUCUUGGUAUGACUUCAUCUAGUGACCCCCAAGUGACAUCUGCAUUAAAACCACAGAAUGAAGACCCGUCUAUGUUGCUACUGGAAUAAAAGCUUUAACCUGUGAUGCUACAUAAAAACUAAACCUCUUCAACAUAUAAUUGCAUGUUUUUGAAAAUAUCAAUAUACAUUACUCUGAAUUAAUACAUCGUUGCACUGAGCACUUCAAAAUUCACCAUACUUCAUCUUGGGAAUAUUGAAGUAAACAUAGUGCUUCCUUUGAUGUAGAGUAACAGAUGCCAUAAUCACUAAAGAAUGGAAAAUGUUGAGUGUUUAACCACUCCCACCGCACGUAUCAUUGGAAAGCAAAACCAAAGACUCUCAUGUCUUGCAAACAGAAGCUUAUCAAACUGGUUCUCCAAAGAAGGUGCCACUUCCUCCAGAUUGUCCCACUGGGUUGUUACCAUUUAGAAAGUAAUAUGAUAUAAAUAGAAACUGAUAAUAAGUGAGAUAUAGCUCACAAUACAGCCAUUAAACAUUAACUCAGCUUUUGAUUAAAUACAGCAUUUAUGUUUGGUUUUGAGAGUGCUGGUGAAUAUCAGUCUUAACGCAGGCAAAAGAGAAUGUUGAAUUAAUUGUGUUAUCAGCCUAAACAGGAAAUAACCAGAAAAAGAGGUUUGUGUGGCAUCAAAAUUAAUUGUAUAUUUUGUUAUCCAUUUCCCCCCACCCCAGAAAAGGCCUCAUUGAAAUUAAUCCCUGAUAUAUUGGUUCUACUCCCACCUAAUAGAUGUACCUGCAGUCAUUUCUAUUCAAUAGUAUAAAUCUAUCUUCACUGACAUAUUGGAGAUGAGUAAAAAUAUUUGUUUACAAAUUUCUUCUCCAGACAACUUUUUGGAUUAUAAAUUGUCAGACUGUAGUGAAUGCUUUAGCAAUGGAUUGGCACUUCUUUUCAGGAAUGUGAAGAAACUGAUAGUUUGGAUUUUUGUGAUACUAUAAAGGGUCUAUUGUUACUUGAUGGCAUUAUUUGCAUUGGAAAACACAGUACAGUUUAGGAACUCUUAUUAAGUUUACCCCAAAUAUAUUUGUAGUAUUGCUAUUUAUGGGGUGAACCUUGUGUGGCCCUUUUGUGGGUCUAACGGAAAGCCUCCCCAAAUGAGCGUGUCAGCCACAUGUAAUGGUGGCCAGAAGUGAAGAGCAAGCUUAGAGGACAACUCUGCAGCAGCUGUCCCAGUGACAUGCCAAGUUAGGAAGUAGUCCAAUAGGGACACUGGCAGUACAUGGACAGGCCAAAACUCCAUGCUAUGUGCUUCAUCAGUUAGUCCCCCUGCAAAGCGGUAAUGGCACCCAGAAUUUACUAGUUUGUUGGUUGUCGUAGGCUAGGCAUAAAGAGAUUCUCUCACCCCCUCACAUUUUUGAGAAUAUAGAUCACUUGCAUUGAAUGUUAAAAGACAUUUACUGCUGUGUUGUUUUUCAUUCUAAGAGUAAACUGUACCCUGUUCAGUGUAGUACAAUGGUGAGGGAAGUCACUACUUUCUAACAAUAAGCUUGAGGCCCUAUGCUCCCAAAUGCCAGCCCUGUGAGAUUCUGAAGUGUCACUAAUGCCAUCAAGACUGAUUAGCAUUGAGCACAGGUAUACAGAGAUGUUAUUAGCUGGAACAGUGUUAAACAUGAAUCAAAUUAUGUACUUUUUUGUUAACUUACACAUUUUAAUUUUUAAAAUACAGUAUGGCUAUAUUUAUGGUUUGUUUCUUUGACAAGUGGUUGCCAGUGGUUCACUGAGGUGAUCCAUGCAUUGUGAAGCGUCAUUUCCUGUGGAAAUUCUGUGAAUACUGUGUCUCCUCUGAGAAGUUAGACCCACUAUUCUUGUGGAUUGCUUGUGGAAAUUCAGGAACUAAAAACUACAAAGUCUUCCAGAACAACAACAACAACAAAAUGCCACUUUUUUACAGCUACCCUACAUUGAACUUAGCUGCUCAUACAAAGUUGUUUGCAACAUCUACUUUGUUUAUCUCCAGAUUAUAAAAUUGGAAACUUUUAUAAAGAGAUACACAUUAUUCUCUGCGGGGAAAUAGCCUAAUACUGAUUAUUGGUAUAUUUUGUGUCUCAAAUCGAUUGUUAUAGAAUAUAUCUAUUAUUUUAUGCUGUUUUGUAUACGAAUAAAAAUUUGCAAAUUUCUCAUAGGCACCAUUUUCUGGUAGCAAAAUGCUUGAGUGUAUCAUUAGAAUUAAAUUAUAUAUUGUAA
Messenger RNA from Alligator mississippiensis (American alligator), 8034 nucleotides. RefSeq names its product NIMA related kinase 10 (gene NEK10). Bases 299 to 3787 code for a protein of 1162 amino acids. Gene Ontology annotation, biological process: protein phosphorylation. The transcript has 37 exons. Gene Ontology annotation, molecular function: protein binding; protein serine/threonine kinase activity; ATP binding. The record is from RefSeq and is a predicted model, not a curated record. Lineage: Eukaryota; Metazoa; Chordata; Crocodylia; Alligatoridae.